Messenger RNA from Neoarius graeffei (lesser salmon catfish), 5762 nucleotides. RefSeq names its product aryl hydrocarbon receptor 1a (gene ahr1a). The transcript is spliced from 12 exons. NCBI's taxonomy places the organism in Eukaryota, Metazoa, Chordata, Actinopteri, Siluriformes, Ariidae. The record is from RefSeq and is a predicted model, not a curated record. Gene Ontology annotation, molecular function: transcription cis-regulatory region binding; protein dimerization activity; nuclear receptor activity. Gene Ontology annotation, cellular component: nucleus; aryl hydrocarbon receptor complex. Bases 540 to 3194 code for a protein of 884 amino acids. Gene Ontology annotation, biological process: regulation of transcription by RNA polymerase II.
AGUGUGGCGCGUGAGUGCUUGAUAUCGCAGUUGGCGAGCGCGACUCAGGAGCUGGGGGUGCUGCGGUACCGGCGUUUGUUGGCAACCGGUUUGUAUUUGUAGUAAUAUUUAACACAUGAGACUGACUGACUGCUGUGGAAACAGGGAGUCGCUUGUGAUUCAUUUGCAAAGCAAAAUGCCCGUGUGCGCCAUUCGGGGCAGCAGGUUCCGUCUGUGAGGAAACGCGAGUGGAAGCUGAGUGGCUAGCGAGCGGUGCUCUGGGGCUGUGAGGGUUAGCAGCGAGGCGGACUGGAACUUUUGAGACGGCUGUUAGAAAUCAUGCAAAGCGAUGUGAAUGUGUAAGGGAAAGAAAGAAAAGGUCUACAUGCCCCGAAUGGCAGCGUGUUGUGGCCCAGCGAGCCGUGUGUGUGCGCUGUGUGGAGCAGGAGCUGCUCGGGUGGACUGUUAGCUGUGUAGCUAGCUCAGUGUGAGGACGCUGCAGCUAAACAAGUCACCGGAGGAUUGUUUUGAGCUGACUACUAGGAACCAAGGAUUAAACAAUGGAAACCACGAGCACGAAAAGCUUGUAUGCAAGUCGCAAAAGGAGAAAACCCGCCCUGAAAAGUGUGAAGGAAACUUCAGCUGGAGCUGCAAAGUUAAAUCCCUCGAAGAGGCACCGUGAUCGACUGAAUGUAGAACUGGACCGGCUGGCCAGCCUGCUGCCAUUUCCUCAGGAUGUCAUCAGUAAACUGGACAAACUCACGGUUCUCAAGCUGAGUGUUGGCUGUCUGCGAGCUAAGAGUCACUUCAAUACAGUCCUGAAAACCAGCAGCUCGAAUCAACGAGCAAACAGUGACACACAAAAGCAUGUUCAGGAAUUGCCAGAAGGUGAACUACUGUUACAGGUCAUAAAUGGAUUUGUAUUGGUGGUCACCUCUACCGGAACAGUUUUUUAUGUCUCUUCAACUGUUCAGGAUUAUCUUGGGUUCCAUCAGUCAGAUAUCGUCCAUCAGAGUGUUUACGAGCUUAUUCACACAGAAGACAGGGCUGAGUUUCACCGGCAACUCCACUGGGCUCUCAACCCCAGUAACCCUCCUGACACUGGGCAACUAGUGCAAACUACCCAAACUGUACAGAUACCCUGUACACAUUACAACCCCGAGCAGCUACCACCAGAAAACUCUGCCUUUCUGGAACGGAAUUUCACGUGCAGGUUAAGAUGUCUACUGAACAACUCAUCUGGCUUUCUGGCCGUGAACUUUCAGGGCCGUUUAAAGUUCCUGCAUGGGCAGAAUGAAAAGACUCAUGAAGGCAAACCCAUUCCACCUCAGCUGGCCUUAUUUGCCCUGGCCUGCCCAAUCCAGUCACCCUCCAUUCUGGAGAUCCGUGCCAAAAACUUCAUUUUCAGGACCAAACACAAACUGGACUUUACCCCAACUGGAUGUGAUGCCAAAGCGAAAAUUGUGCUGGGUUACACAGAGGCAGAGCUGUGCGACCAUGGCUCGGGCUACCAAUUUAUUCAUGCAGCAGACAUGCUACACUGUGCUGAGGGCCACGUACGCAUGAUAAGGACAGGUGAGAGUGGGUUGACUGUAUUUAGGCUGCUUACCAAACAGAGUGGCUGGGUUUGGGUGCAGUCUAAUGCCAGACUCAUCUACAAAAAUGGCCAACCUGACUUUAUCAUCGCCUCUCAAAGAGUACUCACGGAUGAAGAAGGAGAAGAGAUCCUGAAGAAGCGUAGCCUCAUGCUCCCCUUCAGCUUCACCACAGGAGAGGCUGUGUUGUAUGAUGCAAACUUGACCAAGUCCCUUGGUGGCACUCCUUCCAGUACAGAAUGUGUUGCAUCUGUUGCUUCAGGAGACAGUAACCAACUGAAACUCCCUAGUGGACUAGAUCCUAACUCUCUCUUGGGCUCCAUACUGAAACAAGAUGAGUCUAUCUAUGCGUGCCCUUCAGUGAGAGCGCAGGACACUGAGGAACAGGAGGAGGAGCUUGGUGGGAUCUUCUCCAGUUACUGGCAGAAGAACAUUCUUUCUCUCCCUGAGACUUCUCUCUUUAAACCUGAUCCUGCCAUCAGCUCUAGAGGGGAAGAGAGCAACAGUGAGCUCAUGAGCUUCAUGGCCAGUCUGGGGAUCACUCCAGAAGACUUUGAGCUUCUACAACAAGAAGAGCUGUUCCUUAACAUAGAGCUAGAUGGUCGAUAUGGCUUUGAAGACUUUACUGAUGACGUUCUCACCUAUGUGCAAGAGUCUCUUCAGAAGAAGGUGGACUUUGCACUUCCCAACAGCAGUCUGGGGGAGAGGUGUCUCCCUAGUAUUGCACCUCAACCACAGCCUCCAUCACAGCCAUCAAUCAUUCCAUGGUCACAGGGUCAGCAGCUGCGUUUACAUAGUCUUCUAACGUCACAGUCCCAGCAACAGCACUCGUCGUUUCUUGUUGAGCCUAAAACGCCAAAGAUGCAACAGUUUCUACCAAAGCAAAGCUAUUCACAACCUCAGCAAUCCAUUUCUAUGCAAGAUAGGCAGCAAAAUCAUCAGGGGUCUCUUCAAGCUCAGUCUCCUCUAUGCAAACAGCCAAGUUCAACACCACCUGGACUCCACUUGACUCUUCAACAGCAGUCACCUCAUCCAGCGAGCCACAAGCAUGGACACCAACCGGAGUUUUCAUGCUCCUUUUGCCCAGAGAAGAAAGUAUAUCCUGGACUGAAGCACACUGAGGUGAAUGGCAGUGACAGUGUUUCUGUUACAGAGAGCAGCUCCGUUGACCAGCGGCUGCCAGCUGACUUGCAGUCUGGAUUGCAGCAGCCUGGAAGCUUUUACCUGGAAACUAACCAUUUGCCUCAGGGACUUUCCUAUAUGAACCAAGUAAGCACUGUGGCUGUGAACUGCAACCAAGAACUUGCCCCUUCCUGCAUUCCUACAGGGCACUCACAUGUGGGUGAGUAUCUGGAGGAGCUGCUAACCUGCUUGGAUUCUGUGGGUCAGGAGAAGCGUGGGCAGUCUGGAGAGCUCCGUGGAGGAAGUCAUGCGCACUGUGCACAGUCUAACCAUGACCAUAGCAUGCUCCAGCAGCCAUGCAUAGGCCAGAAUGGUGCACUUGGAAAUCUGCAGGGGAGCUUUGAAGAGGAGGGUAUUGACGACCUCGCUGCCCAACCUCCUCAGCUGCAUUUUAACGACAGCAGGCCCCACCCAGACCUGUCCACGGGAUCCAUGUGAACAUACGGCUACAUACGUAUGAAUGUCCCGGGAACAGUUGGCAUGGGAAUACACCCUUAAUAGGACACCAGUCCAUUGCAGGAGCAGUCUAGAGUAGCCACUUCACUGGCAUGUGUUUUGGGAGGGAAUUCAGAUGGACAUUAAGAACAUUUGCUACGUCUCAAGAACUCAAGCUCAGGAUUGAACCAGGGACCUUGGAGCUGUGAAGCAGUAUCGCAACCUGCUGCACCACCGCGCCGUCCCUUUAUACGUCCAGAGACCCAUGAACACCAAACUAAACUGUUGGCGUUCUUUUAAAGGACAGAUAAUAUUUGUACUGCAUUUGGUUGGAUGACCAUUGUAUUCAUGUAUUAUUGUGUUAAUUACAUAGCAAUAAUUAAUUGAACCCUAAAAAACAUUGGCGUAAAUUACUUAUGCAUUUGGAAACUUUAUUUUUCCACCAUGCUGUUGUUUAAAGCAAUUUAUUUCUGUACAAAUUACAUAUCUACAUGAUGACUAAAUUUAAUAUUGAUUCAGUUCUUUAAAUUGAUUAUUGGAAGAUAUUGGUAAAUUUGUUAAUUUAUUGUUUUUAUUUUGUUCAACUUGAUUAUUGUUGUCAUCACGUAUCGUGUGUGUACACAGUGUUGCACUUUGGAUUUGCCCUCCUGAAUUUUCUCCUAUGAAACAAAAGAAUGGCAUUCAUAACCCAAAUGGUUUACAUUUCUAAUUUCAUAGGGCCAAACAAACCUGAGGGGAAGGUAAUGAGGAAUAGGUCACUAAAAAAAAAGUGUGAGUGCAAAUAUAGGUAUGAGUGUGUUAUUCAUACUUUGUAUUCCAAAGUAAAUACAACCCCAGUUCCAAAAACGUUGAGAUGCGUUAUUAAAAAUUAUAAACUUUUAUAAAAUGGUAAUAACCGAAUUUGAAAACAGCGAUUUGCAAAUCCUUUUUGAGCUAUAGUCAGUUGAAUAUAAUACAAAGACAAGAUAUUUAAUGUUCAGGCUGAUAAACUUGAUUGUUUUGAUUUUUUGGAAAUAUGCACUUAUUCUGAAUUUGAUGCCUGUUAGUCAUUCAAAAAAAAAAGUUGUGACAGGGCAGCAAAAGACUGGGAAAGUUGUAGAAGCUCAAACACCUGUUUGGAACAUUCUACAGGUAAACAUGUUAAUUGGUAAUUGGAAAGGCUCAGUUGUUCACAAGCAAGGAAGGGGCGAGGUUCAUCACUUUGUGAAAAACUGCAUGGGCAAAUAGUCCAACAGUUUAAGAACGAUGUUUUUCAAUGUACAGUUGCAAGGAAUUUAUGGAUUUCACCAUCAGCAAUCCAUAAUAUCAUCAAAAGAUUCAGAGAAUCCAGAGAAAUCUCUGCACAUUAGGGGCAAGGCCAAAAACCAACACUGAACAACUGUGACCUUCGAUCCCUCAAGUGGCACUGCAUUAAAAACCGACAUGUUCGUAUGAAGGAAAUUACUACGUGGGCUCAGGAACACUUCGGAAAACCGUUGUCUGUAAAUACAGCUCGUCCCUGCAUCUAUCGCAAAGCAAAGCCAUAUAUUAACAACAUUCAGCAUCCAGAAAUGCCGCCGAAUUCCCUGGGUCUGCGCUAAUCUGAGAUGAACUGACGCAAAUUGGAAAUGUGUGCUGUGGUCUGAGAAGUCAACACUUUUAAUUGUUUUGGGAAAUCAUGGACAUUGUGUCCUCCGGGCUGAAGAGGAAAAGGACCAUCCAGAUUGUUACCAGUGCAAAGUAUAAAAGCCAACAUCUGUGAUGGUACGGGGGUGUGUUAUUACCCAUGGCCAUCUGUGAAGGCACCAUUAAUGCUGAAAGGGACAUACGGGUUUUGGAGCACCAUAUGCUGCCAUCCAGACGGCAUCUUUUACAGGGACAUCCCUGCUUAUUCCAGCAAGACAGUGCCAAGUCACAUUCUACAUGUGUUACAACAGCAUGGCUGCAUAGUAAAGAGUGCAGGUGCUAAACUGGCCUGCCUCCCUUUGAAAAUGUGUGGUGCAUUAUGAAGCACAAAAUACGAUAGCGGAGAUCCUGGACUGUUGAGCAACUGAAGUCGUAUAUCAAGCAAGGAUGGGAAAAAAUUUCAUGUUCAGACCUUCAGCAGUUUGUGUCCUCUGUUCCCAAACACUUACUGAGUGUUGUUAAAAGAAAAGGUGAUGUAACACAGGUGUAAACAUGCCCCGGUCCCAACUUUUUUGGAACAUAUUACAGGCAAGUUUGAACAUUUAAAUAUCUUGCGUUGAAUAUACAUUGAAAAUGAUCUGCAGAUGAUUUCAUUCUGUUUUUAAUUUAUGUUUUACACAGCGUCCCAACUUUUUUUGAAAAUCGGGGUUGUGUUUAUACCUGAAUGUUUGUGCCUGAGUCCCAGUCCCACCUCUACUUGUAACAAAAAAUCUCUUGCGUCCAACAUUUUACACACAACACCCAACAGUUUGUCCUCCUUCAGUAGCUCUUGAUUUAAACGUGUCUUUUGAACCGUCUGCCUCUUUGGUCAAAAUUAUUUUGUUGUAUAUGUGUAUUCUUUCAGUUACAUAAUGUAUCAUUAUUUUAAUUUGUACCUCGACACUUUCCAUAUGACUGAGAUUAAAA